Populus nigra (black poplar) is the source of this 2061-nucleotide messenger RNA. RefSeq names its product eukaryotic translation initiation factor 5-like. Gene Ontology annotation, cellular component: cytosol. The record is from RefSeq and is a predicted model, not a curated record. The coding region runs from base 448 to 1806 and encodes 452 amino acids. The transcript is spliced from 2 exons. Gene Ontology annotation, molecular function: translation initiation factor activity; eukaryotic initiation factor eIF2 binding; GDP-dissociation inhibitor activity. NCBI's taxonomy places the organism in Eukaryota, Viridiplantae, Streptophyta, Magnoliopsida, Malpighiales, Salicaceae. Gene Ontology annotation, biological process: formation of translation preinitiation complex; formation of cytoplasmic translation initiation complex; translational initiation.
CCUCUUUCUAUAUAUCUCUCAAGAAGCCAAAUCCGCUUUCUUUUUCUCUACGAACAAGCGUAGAUAUCGAACCUGCAGGUGGUGGUGGUGCUGUCUGCAGAUUUUCAGGGUGAAGUGUGUCAAAGUUGAGGUUUCUUUUAUGUCCAUACAGGCCAUUUCGUUUUUGGGAGAGAUUGGAUUGCUUGGAGAGUAUACUCCUUCAUUAAGGAAAAAGGGCAGACCCUUGUCUGAUAAAGUUGGCUGCAUGCAUCUCGGACCGUUUAAAGGAUACCCUGAGUUUAGUGGUUGCAGUUGGGUGCAACCUUACCUGAUUGCUGAAAAACAGUCUUCUCUUUUUGAAGAAUCUUCAGAAGACAUCAUAGUUGCUACCCUCUCUUUGCAUUCUAGCAUUGGCUUUCAGUGACAUCUUCUAAGUUUGUUUUGUGAGUCUGUUUUACAGUGAUCAAGAUGGCUUUGCAGAAUAUUGGGGCUUCAAACAGUGAUGAUGCCUUCUAUAGGUAUAAGAUGCCCAAGAUGGUUACCAAAGUCGAGGGCCGAGGAAAUGGCAUCAAAACAAAUAUUGUCAACAUGGUUGACAUUGCAAAGGCUUUGGCAAGGCCAGCUUCUUACACUACAAAGUAUUUUGGUUGUGAGCUUGGUGCCCAAUCCAAGUAUGAUGAGAAAACUGGGACUUCACUUGUCAAUGGCGCUCAUGAAACUGCAAAACUUGCUGGGCUUCUUGAGAACUUCAUCAAGAAAUAUGUUCAAUGUUAUGGCUGUGGAAAUCCUGAAACUGAGAUAAUCAUCACGAAAAGCCAGAUGCUUCAACUAAAAUGUGCUGCCUGUGGUUUUGUAUCUGAUGUGGAUAUGAGGGACAAGCUCACCACUUUCAUUCUGAAGAACCCUCCUGAAUCAAAGAAGGGAGCAAAGGACAAGAAGGCAUUGAGGAGGGCUGAGAAGGAGCGUCUUAAGGAAGGUGAAGCUGCUGAUGAGGAGCUGAAGAAACUGAAGAAAGAAGGUAAGAAGAAGGGAUCUUCUUUAAGGGAUGGCCCUGCAAAAGCUAGCUCUACAAAGAAGAAAGCAAACAGCUCCGAUGAGGAACGUAUGUCACCAACUCACAGCCAGGUUGAUGAGAAGGAAGAGGUUGUUGAUGAUGAUGAUGAUGUCCAGUGGCAAACUGAUACGUCUCUUGAGGCAGCUCGCCAGCGCAUACAAGAACAGUUGAGUGCUGCGACGGCUGAUAUGGUCAUGCUUUCAACAGAAGAGACAGAAAAGAAGGCAAGGGCACUCAGCAAAGAAAAUGGCAGUCCAAAAGUUGCUUCACCAGCCCGGGAGGAAAAACCAAAAGCUGAGAAUGGGAGCCCAAGUACCCACGGAACUCUUGUCAAUGAGUUGAAGUUAAGCCUAAGGAAAGGAGUUUCUGCCAGCCAAUUAAAGUCCACUCUCAGCGCUCUCACUGGGUCUGCUCAGGAAAAGAUGGAUGCUCUGUUUGAGGCAUUGUUUGAGGGUGUUGCAAAAGGAUUUGUGAAGGAGGUUGCAAAGAAGAAGAACUAUCUGGCUGCUGCUGUCACUCAGGAUGAGGGAUCACAGUUGCUUCUGCUUCGAGCAAUUGGGGCUUUCUGUGGGAAGUCAGGCUCAAGUGCACUGAAGGAAGUGGCUCUUAUCCUGAAAACACUCUACGAUGCUGAUGUCCUGGAGGAAGAAUACAUUGUGCAGUGGUAUCAAGAAGGGCUAAAGGGAAGCAACAAAGAUUCUCAGAUUUGGAAGAAUGCUAAGCCCGUCAUUGAAUGGCUCCAGAAUGCUGAAUCCGAAACCGAGGAAGAAUAAUGUGCCUUUCUCUUGCUUAAUUCCCGAGCCCGAGUGUCUCAUGAUGUUUGCGGUAUGAAUAAAUGAUGUCUCUUUCCUUUAGUGUCUUUGGUUUGAGUUUACCUGAACCCUAGGAGGGUGGGUCAUGGAGGGUUACUAUUUAUGUUGCAGUGAUAUGGUCUCCUGCAAGUUUGGUACUUCCAUGGGUGUGGUGUGCUUGUCUUGCCUUUAAUGGUUUUCUUUUGCAAUAAAAAUGUCUAUGAACAUGUUCUACCA